GGAGAAAGGUGUAGGGGGGCCGGGGCGGGCGGCUCCCGAGUGCGGGGGCGGGACAGGGAGUGGCGGGGCCCCGGCGGCCGGCGCCCGGUGAAGCGCUAAAGCGGGUCACGCUUCCUCCUUCCCUCCCGGUCCUUUCUUCUCCUCCCACCUGGGCCUCUGCGUGGGGACGCGCACCUGGCAACCGGCGGCCGCGCUCCGCCGCGCCCCUACCUCUUCUGCUCCGGCCGGGCGCCCCGAGCGGGCCCUGCACCCCGAGCCCGGCGCCGCGCUCGCUGGAGGCGGCCUCGAGCGCUCGCUCGUUGAUGCCGUUUUGGGGGUGACCGGGCGCGGCGGCGGCGGCGGCGGCGCCUCCACGGUGGGGGCGUGAGUGGCCGCGGCUUUGCCGGACAUCUAGUGUGCGGCUGCGGGGUGGCAGGGCGGCCAGCCGGCGGGACCCCGCGCGCAGCUCGGGUUUCGGGGCGCUGGAGGAGACCGGCACGGCCGCGCGGGAGCGGGAGAUGUGGGAGCUCAGGCACCGGGGAGGCUGCCCCGGCCCCGGGAGAGCGGUGGCGCCGCCACCCCGCGAGGGAGAGGCGGCCGGCGGCGACCACGAAACCGAGAGCACCAGUGACAAAGAGACAGAUAUUGAUGACAGAUAUGGAGAUUUGGAUUCCAGAACAGAUUCUGAUAUUCCAGAAAUUCCACCAUCCUCAGAUAGAACUCCUGAAAUCCUCAAGAAAGCUCUGUCUGGGUUGUCUUCAAGGUGGAAAAACUGGUGGAUUCGUGGAAUUCUUACUCUAACUAUGAUUUCAUUGUUUUUCCUGAUCAUCUACAUGGGAUCCUUUAUGCUGAUGCUUCUUGUUCUAGGCAUCCAAGUGAAAUGCUUCCAUGAGAUUAUCACUAUAGGUUACAGAGUCUAUCGUUCUUAUGACCUACCUUGGUUUAGGACACUAAGUUGGUACUUUCUACUGUGUGUAAACUACUUUUUCUAUGGAGAGACUGUAGCUGAUUAUUUUGCUACAUUUGUUCAAAGAGAAGAGCAACUUCAGUUCCUCAUUCGCUACCACAGAUUUAUAUCAUUUGCCCUCUAUCUGGCAGGUUUCUGCAUGUUUGUGCUGAGCUUGGUGAAGAAACAUUAUCGUCUGCAGUUUUAUAUGUUCGCAUGGACUCAUGUCACUUUACUGAUCACAGUUACUCAGUCACAUCUUGUCAUCCAAAAUCUGUUUGAAGGCAUGAUAUGGUUCCUUGUUCCAAUAUCAAGUGUUAUUUGCAAUGACAUAACUGCUUACCUUUUUGGAUUUUUUUUUGGAAGAACUCCGUUGAUUAAGGCUGCUUACGUGUUAUCCAGAUACCAGUACUUUGUGUGCCCAGUGGAAUACCGAAGUGAUGUAAACUCCUUCGUUACAGAAUGUGAACCCUCAGAACUUUUCCAGCUUCAGAGUUAUUCACUUCCUCCCUUUCUGAAGGCAUUGUUGAGACGGGAAACAGUGAGCUUGUAUCCUUUCCAGAUACACAGCAUUGCUUUUUCCACAUUUGCAUCUUUGAUUGGCCCAUUCGGAGGCUUCUUUGCCAGCGGAUUCAAAAGAGCUUUCAAAAUCAAGGAUUUCGCCAACACCAUUCCUGGGCAUGGCGGGAUAAUGGACAGAUUUGAUUGUCAGUAUUUGAUGGCGACUUUUGUGCAUGUGUACAUCACAAGUUUUAUAAGGGGUCCAAAUCCCAGCAAAGUGCUACAGCAGUUGUUGGUGCUUCAACCAGAACAGCAGUUAAACAUAUAUAAAACGCUGAAGAUUCAUCUCAUUGAGAAGGGAAUCCUACAGCCCACCUUCAAGGGGUAACUGGAUCCAGAGCGGGAAGGAAUGACAAUAAAGAAUUCUACAGGAAAGCACUGACAGAUGACAUUUUGUAAUUGUGCAGAAAAUCGUUGAAAAUGCAAUAGAUUGAAGUUUUACAGACAUGAAUGUUUCUUCUCUGAAAUUACUGUGAAUAUUUAACACUUACUUGAUCUAAGUUAUGAAAUAAGUAGCAAAUGCCGAGCAAAAUAUCCUGUACUUUUUCUAAAGUGUAUUUUCGGAUGUUAACUUCCUUCCCUUUACUUGCUAGGUUUCAUCACUUAAAAGACUUGUGUUUUAAAGAGUCAAACACUAUGAGUAAAUUGAGGAUGUCUUGAGGUUGCACCUGGCAGUGUGCCCUUUGGACAAAUAUUUACUUUUGUAGUUGGAGCUGCUCUUCAUUUCAGCAAAAUGUUUUAUGUAAGGCACAAUAGGAAGUUAGUUCUCCUUUACUUCCUCCUCUUUCACUCUGAAGUAUUUUUUGAAGAGCUGAGUUGGAUCCAAAAAAGAAAGACUGUCCACUUUUCAAAGAAGUAAGUCAUCAUUUGCCAGGGAAAAACAUUCCACUUUUAGGUAGGUUUGCAAUUGAAGAGAGAGAGGCUGAAAUUUCUACCAUUAUUGGUUUGCUAGAAAGAGCAGACAUCAGACUCUACUUUGAUCAAAUUGUUUGGAAAAACAUGACCUUCUCAAAAACUCUGAAGAGAAACAAAGGAGAAUUCUGCUAUGAAGAACGUGUGUUCGCAUCCUCCACCCGUGAUCUCAACAGACAGUCGCUCAAGAGGCAGCACUGGACGAUGACACAUGCAUAGCCCCCCUCUUGGUUGAGUUCUCUGCUUUUGUUUCCCUGUGAACUGAUUUCUGUAAGUUCUGUAGCCACGAGCAUCAGUAUACAGUGCGUAGGGGUGGUGACUGAGGCAGAGGAGGGGCUGCUCAGCCGAGUGAGAGUGACGCGUCCCUGGAUGUGGGUCCACAUCCCUGGGUCCUGGGUGCUGCCUCUUGGUUCCCGUGCAGCUCACUGGACGCUCAUCUGGGAAGAAGCGAGAUCUGCUUGGAAACCCAGUCCCAGCCUAACUCCAUGGUAACGGCUAAUUUUUGUCACAUUCUUCUUUCACAUCAUGUCACAAAAUCGGAGGCCAUCAGCUGAUUGUUUUUUUCUUCCAACAAUGAAAAUCAAGCAGAAGUGAUUUCCGCCAAGAACAAAAAGCACACAAAUGCCAACCCUUUCCUUUGGUGGACUGGACACUGUAACCAAAUGAGAAUAAAUUUUUUCUCAGUGGAUGUAAAUAAGCUACUGUUGCAGUGUGCUCUCUACAACCAUAUUUAUUGUAUUGAACAGCACCAAAACCUUCAAAAACUGCCUCGUGCUCCUUGGUUAAAUGUUCAGAGGAGAAACAGAUAUAUUUUAAAGAAUGUUUUGCUAAUGAAAAGAGUAAAUAUUUUUGUUUAAGUCAGAAGCAAAUCUCAAUUAUUUUAUACUUCUGUUCUACUACUCUACUUAAAAUAAAAAAAAUUGCAGAUAUGCCUGGGUUCCACAGAUGUAAUCUAUAACUAGCAGCCUCAUCACGUGUACUACAUGAUUAUGGUGGGUAUAGUUAAACUCUGUCCCCAGAGUCUAAUUUCUUGGUUUUGCAUGCCCUCAGUCAGUUCAUCACUACUGGAUGUGUGCAGGCAGCAUUGUUUCACACUGUUUCAUAAAAAUUUAGAAUUGGUGUUAGAGAUAUUAUUACAGAAGGAAGUGAUCAUUUUUAAAAUCAGGCUAUCUUCAAGUUAAUUUUUAACAUUGCUCAUUUUUACAUGCUGCAUUAAAAGCUCCAAAUGUAGAUCACAAAAGAAUUUACUUACCAAAGUUCAAAAAAUAAAAUGAAAAUUUUGUAGUAGGAAUUUAUGUUGAAAACUUGGUGAAUUGCACAAUGAGAACUUCUUGGAGAUAUGGAGUUCCUUCUGCAUUUUUCUUUAAAGUGAUGAGUGAGCCACUGCAAUACAGGAUUACGAGAGCAUUGCUGAAUACGUAUUAUAAAGUCAAUAUUAUUAUGAAAAUAUGAAGCUAAAAAUAUUUGGGGUCACAGUAAUAGCUAUCCUCAAAUAUACUUUUAGAGUUGGGUGUACAUUAUUCUAUAUGUAAAAAAGUAAAUUCUUAAUUUUAACAGAGCUCUAAAGAUUGACCUUUUUAGUGUACUUUUUAUAGCAUGUAUAUUAAAAUAGAAUGUAUUUUAGAAAGAAUAUACUUUAGCAGAGAUAGAUUGUCAUAAAACCCUGACUUUGAUCAUUUUUAUAUUUGCACUCUGAAGAGGGUUUACAUUCCAGUGUAGCAAUGUGAUGGCAGAAAAAUGAAAGACUAGGAACUUCCUUUACAGUAAUGGCUUAUUUUUUCAAAUUUGCUAUUUAGAGAGGUACCCUAGUGGUACUAACUGCUUAGUACAGAUGUUUCCUCAGUGCUUUUCCCUUUGUGGUGGUGGGUAUACAUUUACUGUCUGAGAAUAAAAAGACCACACGCACACACCCUUUUAUUCUCAUUUAUAGUAUCUCUUCAUUUGUAAUUUGGUUUGAACAAAGAUAGUAUCACCUUGUUCUAGGGCGGCAGUUGGGUGGGGGGGAGAAAAAGUAGAAACAGUGUAUAUAUACUGUAUAUGGGUGGGAGGUAGGUUAUGAUAUGUGUCAAUCUGAACCUUUUACUGAAACCGAGAUAGGAAAAUAAAACCAAAACAAAUCACAUUUUGACUCUGUUGUGCCAUUUUCUCUUUGGAGAAGAAACAUUCAUUCAACUAGUGUUUACAAAAUGACAAAUACAGAAAUACUGUAUACUGUGUAUAUUCCAUCACCAACAGCUACAGUGACACCUUCAGGGCUGGGAAUAAGUAAGUUCUGGAGAUCACUGAACACACGUGUUUGUCGAGAGGUGAUGUCCUCUUAAUAGGAACAGUACCAAAUUUCUAGGGUACUUUUUAGUUUAUAAUUACAUAUUUAUUUUUGUGAAACUUUGAUCCAGUCACCACUAGAGCUUUAAGCUACAUGGACAGUGAGUGGCAUCUGUUCUGAUUGCCACUGUUUUCUCCCAGUGUCUGGCUCAAUGCCGGCAACUCCCUAGCCCCUCACUUCUGUCUCUUGGGCCGCUCCUCUGCACUUAUCCCGGUUUUCAUUUUGUGUGGUUCUAAGAUGGGCUUCAUUAUUCUUAGUUCCUAGGGUUGUUUUAAGGGUUAAGUGAAAACACAUGAAUGUGCCUUGAUUUGUGUUCAGCAUAGAGGAGCAGAUGCUUAGUUUCCUUCCUUCUUCCUAGUUGCUCCUCUCCUGUUGCCCGUCUUCACUGGGAAGUGACAGUUUGAUAGGACUGAACAGAAAGCUAACCGCAUCUCUGGUCACAUCUGAUUUAGGUAGCGUUAAUGUAAGUGUUCUUUGAAUGGACACCAUCAUUCUGACCUCCAUGAAGGAGCUGUCUGUCCUGCAGAAAGUCCGCAGCCAGAUCUUGCCACUGGCUCCUGAAACUUACAAAGUUUAAAAUUCACUCCUAUUUGGGAAUCUGCAUGUAGUGGCUGCAGAUAAAAGCAGAUCUAGACAAUUUAACUAAAAUCAAAAGCCUGUCCUAACUUAAUCCCAUUGUCUUCCUUUUCCUGCACAGAAAGGGAGGACAUUCUUAAAUUAUCAGAUAACAAGGAGAGCCCUUUAGCAAGGGCUGAUGAGUGGAAUAUUAUCUGUUGAUGGCAAAGUGAGUUUCCAAAAUGAGCUGAGAGAAUACAGUCUGGUCCUCUAAUGUGUACAAAGGACACGUGUGGGUAAAGCAGCAGCCUUGUUGCCCACAGAGAGAAAAUCAUUGAGGGACAGCCCACCUGAAGAUGUCCUCUUAGAGAAUGAAAUGUCAAACUGCUUUGUCAGACUUACAGGAUGACAGGGUAUGGAUUUGGUGUUUAAGUUGUUACAACACCCUCCUUUUCCUUUGUGUGUCCAGCUGGAGUUUAAUGGAUCCUGGUGGUUUUCUGUUCAAGAAGGUUCAUUGUCAAACUUCAGACAGGACCUAGAAAGGUGAUAAGUUUGGAGAACAUCCUUGAGUAAUCUCUUAAGUAUAUUUUUGAUCAAUUUUAGUAAAUCUCAAAACUUUGUUAAGGAACUAGAGGCUUCAGCCAGUACAAGUAAGAUAGACACAUUUGAAUCAUUAGUGAUUCUAUUUUUUUUUCCUGAUAGCUGUAUUGAGAUAUAGUUUAUGUACCAUAACACUGUGCAACCAUUACCACCUCUGGUUUGAGGACAUUUCCAUCACUCCAGAAAGUUCCCUUGUACCCACUUUGCAGUUAAUCGUCACUCCAACCCCCAGCUUUAGGCAAACACUGAUUUGCUUUCUCUAUAAAUUUGCCUUUUCUGGACAUCACAUGUAAAUAGAAGCAUACACUAUAUAGUGUUCUCUGUCUGGCAUGAUAUUUUUGCAUCUAUCAGUGCUUUGUUCCUUUUUAUUAAUACUAUAUUUUGUGGACUCAUUUACCUGUUGAUUACUUGGGUUAUUUCCAAUUUUUGGUUCUUAUGAAAAAUGUUGCUGUGAAUAUUUGUGGACAUGUCACGGUGUGGGCAUAUAUGCAUUUCUCUCAGAUUUCUAGGGUGGAACUGCUGGGUCAUAUAGUAAGUUUAUGUUUAACUUUUAAAGAAAUGGCCAAACUGUACAACCUUAGAUUCCUACCUGCAGUGUACAAGGUUCCAGUUUCCCUACAUCCUCACCAAAACUCAGCAUUGUCUUUUUAAAGAUAGAUAGCCAUUCUAGCUGGUGUGCAAGGUGGCUUUAGUUUGCAUUUCCCCAGUGGCUAAUGGUGUUGAGCAUCUUUUCAUUUGCCAUUUGUAUAUCUUCUUUGAUAUAAUGUCUAUUCAUAUCUUUGCACAUUUUUACAUGUGAUGUUUUUUAAGUUGUAAGACAUUGUUAUAUAUCCUGGAUAUAAAUCCCUUAUCAGAUAUGUGACUUAUAUUUUCUCCAACGCUGUGGCUUUUUUUUUUCUUUUUUUCUCUCUUCAUUCUUAAGACAAUUUAGAGCAGUUUAAGGUUCAUAGGGAAAUUGAGGGGAAGUUACAGAGAUUUCUCAUAUACCCUCUGCUCUGCCCCUACCCUCCACCCCUGCCUGCCACAUGCAGAGCCUGCCCCUACCCUCCACCCCUGCCUGCCACAUGCAGAGCCUCCGCCACUGUCAACAUCCCCAACCAGAGUGGUACCUUUGUUACAGCUGAUAAGCUGUAAUCACCCAAAAUACAUAGUUUAUAUUAUGGCUCAUUCUUGGUGGUGUCUAUUCUUUGGAUUUGGAGAAAUAUAUGACAUGUAUCCAUCAUUACAGUUUCAUUCAGAGGAUUUUCACUGCCCUAAAAAUCCUCUGUGCUUGCCCUAUUCAUUCCUCCUACAUACCCCCAACCCCUGAUCUUUUUACUGUCUCCAUUGUUUUCCCUUUUCCAGAAUGUCAUAUAGUUAGAAUUAUACAGUAUGUAACCUUUUCAGAUUGGCUUCUUUCAUUUAGUAAUAUGCACUUAAGAUUCUUCCAUGUCUUUUCAUGGCUUUAACUCAUUUCUUCUCAGUGCUGAAUGAUAUUCCAUUGUCAGGAUGUACCAUAGUUAUUUAUCCAUUCACCUACUGAAGGAGUCUUGUUUGCUUACAAGUUUUGGCAAAUAUGAAUAAAGCUGCUGUCAACAUCAGGGCGCAGGUUUUUUGAUGGACAUAAUUUUUCGGCUCCUUUGGGUAAAUACCAAGAAUUGUGGUUGCUGGAUCACAUGGUAAGAAUAUGUUCAGUUUGGUCAGAAUCCACAAAACUGUCUUCCAAAGUGGCUGUACCAUUUUGCAUUCUCACCAACGAUGAAUGAGGGUUCCUGUUGUUCCACACCUUUGCCAGCAUUUGGUUCUGUCAGUGUUCUCAAUUUUGGCCAUUUUAUAGCUAUGUAAUGUUGUAACUUGCAUUUCCCUGAUGACAUAUGAUGUAAAACAUCUUUUCAUAUGCUUGUUUGCUAUCUGUAUAUCUUCUUUGGUGAGGUGUCUGUUAAUGUCUUUGGCCCAUUUUAAAAUCAGGUUGGUUGUUUUCUUACUGUUGAAUUUUAAGUGUUCUUUGAAUAUUUUGGAUAGCAGUCCUUUAUCAUAUUUGUCUUUUGCAAAUAUUUUAUACGAAUCUAUGGUUUGUCUUCCCAUUCUCUUGACUUUAUCUUUUGCAGGACAAAAGUUUUUAAUUUUAACAAAGUCUACUUCACCAAUUCUUUCUUUCAUGGAUUGUGCCUUUGAUGUUAUAACCAUGAUGUAACAGCACCUUUAAUGUUGUAAGUUAUUGCCAUACCCAAGGUCACCUAGGUUUUCUAUGUUAAAUUCUAGUUUUAUAGUUUUGCAUUUUACACUUAGAUUUAUAAACCUUCUUGAGUUAAUUUUUCUAAAAGCUGUGAGGUCUGUGACUAGAUUCAUUUUUUUUUUGCAUGUGGAUGACCAGUUGUUCCAGCACCAUUUGUUAAAAGACUAUCUUUGCUCCAUUGUUUAGUCUUUAUUCCUUUGUCAAGAUCAGCUGACGGUAUUUAUGUGCUUCCAUUUCUGGGCUCUGUAUUCUGUUCCAUUCAUCUAUUUGUUCUUUCACCAAUACCACACUGUCUUGAUUAUUGUAGUUUUAUAAUGUCUUGCGGUCAGGUAGUGUCACUCCUCCAACUUUGUUUUCCUACAAUAUUGUGCUGACUGUUCUAGGUCUUUUGCCUCUCCAUAUGAACUUUAGAAUCAGUUCACUGGUAUCCACAAAAUAACUUGGGAUUUUGAUUGGGAUUGCAUUGAAUCUAUAGAUCAAGUAGGGAAGAAGUGAUAUCUUGACAAUAUUGAGUCUUCUUAUCCAUGAACGUGGAAUAUCUCUCCGUUUAUUUAUUGAUUUCACAUACAGACACACCUCGUUUUAUUGCACUUUGCAGAUAUUGUGUCUUUUUACAAAUUGAAAUUUAGUGACAACCCUGCAUUGAGCAAGGGUUGGAGCUAUUGGAGCUAUUUUUCCAACAGCAUUUGCUCACUUGGAGUCUCUGUGUCACAUUUUGGUAAUUCUCACAAUAUUUUAAACUUUUUCAUUAUUAUAUUUGUUAUAAAUAUAAAACUAACGGAUGAGGAGUUGUUUCUUAUCGAUGAGCAAAAGAAAGUGGUUUCUUCAGAUGGAAUCUACUUCUGGUGAAGAUGCUGUGAAGAUUGUUGAAAUGAAAACAAAGGAUUUAGAAUAUUACGUAAACAUACUUCAUAAAGCAGUGGCAGGGUUUGAGAGAAUUGACUCUAAUUUUGCAAGAAGUUCUACUGUGGCUAAAUUACUACCAAACAGCAUUGCAUGCUACAGAGAAAUUGUUUAUUGUUUUAAGAAAUUGACACAGUCACCCCAACCUUCAGCAACUACCACCCUGAUCAGUUAGCAGCCAUCAGUACUGAGGCAAGAUCCUACAGCAGCAAAAAGAUUAUACAGCUCACUGAAGGCUCGGGUGAUGGUUAGCAGUUUUAGCAAUAAACUUUUUUUUUUUGGCCACAUGGUAUGCGGAAUCUUAGUUCCCUGAACCUGCACUCCCUGCAGUGGAAGUGCGGAGUCUUAAUGACUGGACCACCAGGGAAGUCCCUAGCAAUGAACUAUUUUUAAAUUAAGAUAUAUACAUUAUUUUUUUAGACAUAAUGCUAUUGCACACUUAAUAGACUAUGGUAUAAUGUAAACAUAAGUUUUAUAUGCACUGGGAAACCAAAAAAUGUGUGUGACUUGCUUUAUUGAGAUGGCUUGGAACUGAACCCACAGUAUUUCUAAGGUAUGUCUAUCAGAGUUUUAUAGUGUUCGUCAUAGAAAUCUUGUACACAUUUUCUUAAAUUUAUGCCUAUUUUAUUAAAAUUUUUUUGAUGUGGACUAUUAGUCUUUAUUGAAUUUGUCACAAUAUUGCUUCUGUUUUAUGUUUUGGUUUUUUGGCUGUGUGGCAUAUGGGGUCUUAGCUCCCUGACAAGGGAUUUAACCCACACCUCCUGCAUUGGAAGGCGAAGUCUUAACCACUGGACCAGCAGGGAAGUCCCUAUACCUAAGUAUUUUAUUUUAAUUAAAUGGCAUUGUGUUUUUAAUUUCAAAUUUCACUUCUUCAAUGCUGGUAUAUAGGAAAGUGAUUGAUGCUUUUACACUAUCCUUAUAAUCUGCAAAUUUUCUAUAGUUGCUUAUUCUAGGAGUUUUUGGUCAAUUGGGGGGGGGGGGAUUUUCUACAUAUGAUCCUGUCAUCUGCCAACAGAAACAGUUUUAUGUCUUUCUUCUCAGCUGUAUACUUAUUUCUUUUUCUUGUCUUAUUGCAUUAGGUAGAAUUUCCAGUAUGAUGUUGAGUGGUGAGAGGAGACAUCCUUGCUUUGUAGCUGAUUUUAGUGGUAAAGCUUUGAGUUUCUCACCAUUGAGUUUAAUGUUAGCUGUAGAUUUUUUGUAAACAGUCUUUAUCAAGCUGAGGUGGUUCCCUGUCUAGUCCUAUUUUCCUGUUUUUUUUUUUUUUUUUUUUUAAAUCAUGAAUGAGUGUUGAAUUUUGUCAAAUGCUUUUUUUUUUUCUGGCAUAUGAUAUGAUCAUGUGAUUUUUCUUUUUCAGCUAAAUGAUGUGUGAUAGAUUAUAUUAAUUGAUUUUGAAAUGGUGAAUCAACCUUGACCACUUGAAAUAAAUCUCACUUGGUUAUGGCACAUAAUUUUUUUUAUACAUUGUUGGAUUGAUUUGCUAACAUUUUGUUGAGGAUUUUGCACCUAUGUUCAUGAGAGAAUGGUCUGUAGUUUCCUUUUCUUGUAAUGUCUUUGGUUUUGGUAUUAGGGUAAUGCUGGCCUCAUAGGAUGAGUUAGGAAGUAUUCUCUCUGCUUCUAUCCUCUGAAAGAGAUGGUAGAGUACUCAUAUAAUUUCUUCCUAUUUGGUAGAAUUCAUCAGUGAACCCACCUGGGCCUGGUGUUUUCUGUUUUGGAAAGUUAUUAAGUAUUGAUUCAAUUUCUUUGAUAGAAAUGGGCCUAUUCAGACAAUUUCUCCUUGUGUGAGCUUUGGCAAAUUGUGCCUUUCAAGGAAUUGGUUCAUUUCAUCUAGAUUAUCAAAAUUGUGGGCAUAGAGUUGUUCAU
Hippopotamus amphibius kiboko is the source of this 10857-nucleotide messenger RNA. RefSeq names its product CDP-diacylglycerol synthase 1 (gene CDS1). The coding region runs from base 498 to 1814 and encodes 438 amino acids. The transcript has 12 exons. Gene Ontology annotation, cellular component: endoplasmic reticulum membrane. The record is from RefSeq and is a predicted model, not a curated record. Gene Ontology annotation, molecular function: phosphatidate cytidylyltransferase activity. NCBI's taxonomy places the organism in Eukaryota, Metazoa, Chordata, Mammalia, Artiodactyla, Hippopotamidae.